AAAGGAAAGAAAUUAAGGAGCAGCUUAACCUGCUGGUAUAUCCAGUAGUAAUUAUGUGGUAUUGGUAUUUCUUUUUAGUUUCGUUAGUAGUAGGAUUAGAGAUUAAUGGUGACAGUGAUAAACUGUGGCAACCAUUAAGGGAAGUUUUAGUACAACAAACCCAAGAUAACGGUAUCUUACGGACGUUUGAAGCUGGCGACUCCGAACAAGUGUCGUCGCGUGAAUUUGCCAAUGAAAAGGAGUUAAUAAACUCACGAUUCUGGAAAAAUCUCCAGAAAAGAAAGGAUAAAGAGAUGGCCAAGUCAACAGUCAUUCUAGUAAAAGACACCAACACCGUGUAUCACUUUGAUGAAUCUGAAUGGACUGAUGAAGUAGGUGCAGAUCAUGAAGUAGAAACUGCUAGUAGCCCACGAGAAAUCACCCUUGUUGAAAUGAAGUUUGGGUUUUUGAAACCGUUUGAAUAUACUUUCCCCUUGACGGGGUGUAUCCGUAUGAAAAAGGGGAUUCCAACCAUGUACCAGUCUUAUUCACAUCAAUUAUACUUGACUUUACCGCCGGAGAUAUCUGUCAGGACCACGGUGAUUCUCUUGUCUGCCCUGGCUACUGUUGGAUCCUACGGGUUAUCGUUGAGUUAUGAAAAGGAUUCAUCGUUGACGUGCAAAGCAUCACCAGGGAAACGGGUUCAAAUAUUUAGAAAAGAACGAUAUGCAUUGUUUCCCAAAGCAAAACUCAGGAAGGUCAAGUUUAAGACUAAGUUCAAAUCAGGUAUUUGGAAGAAUGUGUUUACCAGUUUAAAACACAAGAAUCUCGGAUUGAUGUUUCUUGAUUUGACCAAGUCUGAGAAACCAUAUUGUGAAGCCCGGCCAGAUAGAUUACAAUGCCACCAACUUGGUUCGAAGAAGGGGGCAUUUGCCGAUAUUUGA
Spathaspora passalidarum NRRL Y-27907 is the source of this 923-nucleotide messenger RNA. RefSeq lists its product as uncharacterized. The transcript has a single exon. The record is from RefSeq and is a predicted model, not a curated record. The coding region runs from base 54 to 923 and encodes 289 amino acids. NCBI's taxonomy places the organism in Eukaryota, Fungi, Ascomycota, Pichiomycetes, Serinales, Debaryomycetaceae.